Molecule: messenger RNA, 726 nt
Organism: Drosophila miranda
Lineage: Eukaryota; Metazoa; Arthropoda; Insecta; Diptera; Drosophilidae
Product: hypodermin-A-like
Exons: 1
Coding region: 1-726 (241 amino acids)
Biological process (GO): proteolysis
Molecular function (GO): serine-type endopeptidase activity
Source: RefSeq, a predicted model, not a curated record
AUGUGCCGUUUACUACACCUUUUGGCAGCCCUGCCCGUGACGGUACUUAGUCGGCAGUACGCUCCUCGUCUGAUUGGUGGCACUACCGUGGAGAUUCAAGAUGCUCCUUGGCAAGCAUCGAUCGUGAUCAAAAAUGAACCCCUAUGCAGCGGAGCCAUCAUCAUGGAGAACCUCAUUCUGACCAGCGGCUGGUGUGUCCACAGGGUCCCCACCUCAGAGCUGAAAGUGCGCGUAGGCACCAGCUCCCGGAGCACUGGAGGAUCCCUGAUCGCCGUCUGUAAGGUCCACAUCCACCCGCACUACGUCUUGGACCGCUACGACAACGACCUGGCCCUGCUGUAUCUCUGUGAGAAUGUGACCCUAACCGAUAAUAGGGUUCAGGUGGUACCACUGGCCUCGGAAACUCCCAAUGACAAUGCGGAGGGCAUCGUCUCCGGCUGGGGCCACACCUCGUCGAGCAGCUUGUGCCUCUUGUGGAGCAAAAUGAUCUCGAUUCUUGCUCGGGUAAGAUUGUUCUGGAUAGAUUUCCUUACACCCAGAUCGCAGCAGUUGCAGCAGGCCAACGUGAAAAUCCUCAACUGGCAGCAGUGUGCAGCGGAUCGAUCGAUCUUUGGACAGUUCAACCCCAUCCAAGGCAUCUCCGAGCGGACCCUCUGCACCAUUGGGGUUGGGGCACUGGCACUGGAACGGGCGCCUGCUACUUCGACGAGGGCGCUCGUCUGGUAG